Salvelinus namaycush (lake trout) is the source of this 2130-nucleotide messenger RNA. Its product is annotated as leucine-rich repeat and fibronectin type III domain-containing protein 1-like protein. The transcript has 3 exons. The record is from RefSeq and is a predicted model, not a curated record. NCBI's taxonomy places the organism in Eukaryota, Metazoa, Chordata, Actinopteri, Salmoniformes, Salmonidae. Gene Ontology annotation, molecular function: protein binding. The coding region runs from base 1 to 2130 and encodes 709 amino acids.
AUGGACCGGCUGAUCUUCUCCUUGUUGAUGCUGGCCGUCUCCACCAGGGGGCAGCUGUGCCCCAAGCGCUGCAUGUGCCAGAACCUGUCCCCCUCGCUGGCCAUCCUCUGCGCUAAGACGGGCCUACUCUUCGUGCCCACCGUCAUCGACCGGCGCACCGUGGAGCUGCGGCUCACUGAGAACUAUAUCACAGCCAUAAGGAGGCGGGACUUUGCCAACAUGACUAGUUUGAUCCAUCUGACGUUGUCCCGCAACACCAUAAGCCAGAUCAUGCCUUACACCUUCGAGGACCUAAAGCGGCUGCGGGCGCUGCACCUGGACAGCAACCGGCUGAGUGUGAUCAGGGAUGACCACUUUCGGGGGCUCACCAACCUUAGGCACCUGAUCUUGGCCAACAACCAGCUGCACAAUAUCUCUCCCCACGCCUUUGAUGACUUCACAGGAACCCUGGAAGACCUAGACCUGUCCUACAACAACCUGGUGGACAUCCCCUGGGAGACGAUAGGUCGUCUAACCAAUGUCAACACCCUUAACAUGGACCAUAACCUUAUAGAGCACGUGCCCCAAGGGAUCUUCACCAACCUGCAUAAGCUGGCGCGUCUGGACAUGACGUCCAAUAAGCUUAAGAAGAUCCCACCGGAUCCACUUUUUCUGCGCAUCCCUGUCUACGCGAAAGCCAAAGGAUCUCCUCAGUCGUCAUUGGUGAUGAGUUUUGGUGGAAACCCGCUCCACUGUAACUGUGAGCUGCUGUGGCUGAGGAGGCUGACCAGAGAAGACGAUCUGGAGACCUGCGCCUCUCCUCCAGACCUCACAGCCAAGUACUUCUGGACCAUCCCCGAGGAGGAGUUCAUCUGUGAGCCUCCGGUCAUGACCAGGAAGUCUGCCAAGACCUUCACCAUGGAGGGCCAGCCUACCAGUCUGAAGUGCAAGGCCAAUGGAGACCCGGACCCAGAGAUUCACUGGAUUUCCCCCGAGGGCCGUCUGAUCUCCAACACGUCACGGACUGUCACCUUCAGCAACGGGAGCCUGGACAUCAACAUCACCUCCCUGAAGGACUCUGGAACCUUCACCUGCAUUGCCUCCAACGCAGCGGGGGAGUCCACGGGCCAGGUGGAGCUGGUGGUCAACCUCCUCCCCCACCUGGCCAACAGCACCAACCGGCUACGGGAGCCCGACCCUGGUCCGUCAGACAUCCUCACCUCGGCCAAGUCCACCUCAACCACGGGCAACGACACACGGAGGAACCAGGAGGGAAGGGUGCUGAUGGCGGAGCUGACAGCUAGCUCAGUGCUGAUCAAAUGGCCAUAUCAGAACCACGUUCCUGGGAUCAGGAUGUACCAGGUCCAGUACAACAGUUCCCUGGAUGACACGCUUAUCUACAGAAUGAUCCCGUCCACCAGUCAGGACUUCCUGGUUCGUGACCUGGUGUCAGGGCGUGAGUACGACCUGUGUGUCCUGGCGGUGUACGACGACGGCAUCACCUCGUUGACGGCCACGCGGCAGGUGGGCUGCGUCCAGUUCAUCACAGAGACCGAGUACAGCCAGUGCCAGGCCCUCCACAGCCAGUUCCUGGGCGGCACCAUGAUCAUCAUUAUUGGUGGCAUCAUCGUGGCCUCCGUGCUCGUCUUCAUCAUCAUCCUCAUGAUCCGCUACAAGGUCUACAGCCACCAGGGCAUGGACACAGGUAAGGUGGGCACCCUGGACAACAUCUGUGCCCAGACCAACGGAGGACAGGCUGGGGGACAGGUGUCCCACUCUGGGUCUAAAAUUACAGAGAGCCAGGAGGAGCAACAGGCUCAUGCCUUUGCUGGGGUGGGAGGGGGGCCAGGGACAGGGGGAGGAGGGGGUGUGAGUGGAGCGGCAUCGCCUAAUGCCACCCAAAAGGACUCUAACACCAUGGUGCUGGUGGUUGACUGUGAGAAGGCGGUGCAGAUAGCAGACAUGACUGCUGAGGACCUGCUGUCGCCUAGUAAGAGGCGUCACUCCAGGACUGCCAUUGAGAUGAAGAGGAGAGCUUCGCUCACACCCAAAGAGGCCACCAAUGUGAAUGUGGGGGGAAACACGCCGGCGCCCGCGGCUGCCGACGACGACAAGAGGGCUCACAGAGACUGGAGCGACUUUAAAAUUUGA